This is a messenger RNA of Caenorhabditis briggsae, 816 nucleotides long. RefSeq names its product Protein CBR-ELO-2 (gene Cbr-elo-2). Lineage: Eukaryota; Metazoa; Nematoda; Chromadorea; Rhabditida; Rhabditidae. Gene Ontology annotation, molecular function: fatty acid elongase activity. Bases 1 to 816 code for a protein of 271 amino acids. Gene Ontology annotation, cellular component: endoplasmic reticulum membrane. Gene Ontology annotation, biological process: fatty acid elongation, polyunsaturated fatty acid; fatty acid elongation, monounsaturated fatty acid; fatty acid elongation, saturated fatty acid. The record is from RefSeq and is a predicted model, not a curated record. The transcript has 3 exons.
AUGUCAGCACAGACUAGCCAAGCCGCUUCGCUAUCUGAUGUUUUGACGAAGCCAUGGAAUCUGGAUCAAACCGAUUCUUACAUGUCAACGUUUGUUCCACUUUCUUAUAAAAUCAUGGUUGGCUAUCUCAUUACCAUCUAUUUUGGACAAAAACUGAUGGCUCAUCGGAAGCCAUUCGAUCUCCAGAACACACUUGCCCUUUGGAACUUUGGAUUCUCACUUUUCUCCGGAAUUGCCGCCUACAAACUUAUCCCAGAACUUGUCAGUGUGUUCAUGAAAGACGGAUUUGUUGCUUCUUACUGCCAGAACGAGACAUACUACACCGAUCCAUCAACCGGAUUCUGGGGAUGGGCAUUCGUAAUGUCGAAGGCUCCAGAACUCGGAGACACCAUGUUCUUGGUUCUUCGCAAGAAGCCAGUUAUUUUCAUGCACUGGUAUCAUCAUGCUCUCACUUUCGUUUACGCUGUUGUCACUUAUUCCGAGCAUCAAGCCUGGGCUCGUUGGUCGUUGGCUCUUAAUCUUGCCGUUCACACCAUCAUGUACUUCUACUUCGCCGUCCGUGCCUUGAACAUCCAGACCCCACGCCCAGUCGCCAAGUUCAUCACUACCAUUCAAAUCGUUCAAUUCGUCAUUUCCUGCUACAUCUUCGGACAUUUGGUGUUCAUUAAAUCCGCCAACUCUGUUCCAGGAUGUGCCGUUAGCUGGAAUGUUCUUUCCAUCGGAGGUCUCAUGUACAUCAGCUACUUGUUCCUUUUCGCGAAAUUCUUCUACAAGGCUUACAUUCAAAAGCGCUCACCAACCAAAAAGAACGAAUAG